UUAAUUGCUAUAAGGUCUGUUUAAUCACGAACGCUGCAUCAUGAUUGUCGCUGCGGCGAGUCACGACGUUGCAAUGUAUGCACGUUGCAGUGGAUGUGCUGUCAAACCUAGAUCGAAACUCCAACUCUUAUCCAGACAAGAUAUUAACAACUCGGCUUUUCUCCAAUCAAGACAACAUAUCAGUACGCUGAGUAUGGAUGAGUGAGACCCGGUGACAUGAAUGAAUGAAACUGUCGCAGUCGGGCCGGAGCCGCGGAUAGCUGGACAACACAUCAUCGUUCUCUCUUUGAGGGGAAGUUCCUGAAUAAUUGGGCGUCAAGUAAUCUCCACACACUCUCAAGAAGCUUCCCCUCCUCACCGGCAUACUGCAGCUGUCGCAAAGUGGUCUCUCUCCAAUUUCCGGAAAUGUAUGGGAUAUUCGAGUUUUGUCUUCGAGAUAUAACCUAUACCCGAGUGAAGCGAUUGUGAUGCUUCGAGCGUAAUUAUAAAAGACGUGCAAUUACGCCCCUUUCCAAUACAUUUUCUAACUCCGCCAUCCACCCUACCUUGUUAACUCGUAUAGUUACUACUAAACCUCAAAUCUUCACCAUGCUUGCCCGUCUGUCUAUCAUUGCCCUUACCCUGACGUUGGCGGUGGCACGUCCCGCCCACUUCGAGACGGACCCUAUGUUGCAGGUCGGCGAGAAGGCUGCUUCAUCUUACGCAGAGAGCAAGAGAGCCCAUUUCGAAACCGACCCGAUGCUGCAAGUUGGAGAGAAGGCUGCUUCAUCUUACGCCGAGAGUAAGAGGGCUCACUUCGAAACCGAUCCAAUGCUGCAAGUCGGCGAAAAAGCUGCGUCAUCCUACGCAGAGAGCAAGAGAGCUCAUUUCGAGACGGACCCUAUGCUGCAGGUCGGCGAGAAGGCUGCUUCGUCCUAUGCAGAGAGCAAGAGGGCUCACUUUGAGACCGACCCGAUGCUACAGGUUGGUGAGAAAGCUGCUUCUUCUUACGCAGACGCCUAUAAGAGGGCUCAUUUUGAGACGGACCCCAUGCUGCAGGUCGGCGAGAAAGCUGCCUCCUCUUACGCAGACUCCUACUAGAUAGGGAUGGAUGCUGCGGCGCAAUAUGACGAAACACUCUCAUAGCAUAUCAUAUGGAUAGUGGAGAUAAUUGACUCGAGUUGUGUGGUUCGAUGCAGACUGCAGAUCAGAAUGUCUAUACUACUUAUGUUCCGUACCAUUCUGGCAAACCUUAUCAAUGACCCCGUGCAUUUAUCCCUUG
Molecule: messenger RNA, 1261 nt
Organism: Xylaria bambusicola
Lineage: Eukaryota; Fungi; Ascomycota; Sordariomycetes; Xylariales; Xylariaceae
Exons: 2
Coding region: 589-1080 (163 amino acids)
Source: RefSeq, a predicted model, not a curated record